GGAGGGGGGGCGUCUCACGCUAACUCUGCUUUUUGUUCUUUUUUUACUGCCCUCCGGAGCUGGAUCUUGUCUAUUCUGGAUGGCAUUCCUGAACUGUAAUGUAAGAAAACAGAUGGGCGCUUUUUCUGGUUGUACCGUAGCAUAAGAGCGAGAGGCGAUCGGCGCGUCCGAGAGGGUGGUUUUUUUGUUGUUUUUUUGCGUUUUUAGCAAUCGGUGCUCGCUUCGCGUUAGUAAGUGAGCAGCUCGCGCCCGAUCGACCAAGGUGACCACGGCGGCGUGACCCGAGCCUUUCUUGGAGGCUUGCCGAGGUUAGCACGGAGCAGCGGGCGCGUGAAGUGCGGCAAGGCGUGCUCCUCGGCGUCUUUUCUCCGGGCCCCUUCCCUUCCAGUUUGCCUGGUCUGCGCGCCUCUGCGCGCCUCUCCGUUCCUUCGCCGCCGCGAUGCGGCUGUUCAUUUCUGCUUUCUCCGCGCUGUCCUCUCGCUGGCAGAGCCCAUCUUGAGUUCACGGGAGGGGGAGUGAAGGCUCAUCGCUCCCAUCGCCGCCGCCGCUGCUGGAAGAGGACGAGAGCGAGCGGGCGCGCUCCCCGGCUUCUCCCCCUGGCUGGUGCAUCUCCGCCAGGCUCAUGGUGAGGAUCAAGGCGGUGCUCUUCUGGGCUCUGGUGCACAGUUACUGUGGUCUCUGCGCCUGCAUCGAGCUGCUGAAACUUUUGUGGAGCCUGGGCACCAGGCCAGGCAAGACCUUCCAGUGGCUGGUCCGAGAGAACCCGCCGGGAUGUCUCAGUGACCCUUCGUUGGGCACUCACUGCUAUGUCCGGAUCAAGGAUUCUGGGCUGAGAUUCCACUAUGUAGCUGCCGGAGAGAGGGGUAAACCUCUUAUGCUGCUUCUUCAUGGCUUUCCAGAGUUCUGGUACUCUUGGCGACAUCAAAUGCGUGAAUUUAAGAGUGAAUAUCGAGUUGUGGCCUUGGAUUUGAGAGGUUAUGGAGAAACAGAUGCUCCCUCCCACCGAGAGAAUUACAAGCUAGAUUGUCUGAUUACAGAUAUAAAGGAUAUCUUGGAGUCUCUUGGAUACAGCAAGUGUGUGCUGAUUGGUCACGACUGGGGUGGAAUGAUUGCUUGGCUAGUUGCUAUUUGUUAUCCAGAAAUGGUGACAAAGCUUAUUGUUGUGAAUUUUCCACAUCCCUCCGUUUUCACAGAAUACAUUGUGCAGCGUCCAUCACAGAUGAUUAAAUCCGCCAACUACUAUUUCUUCCAAAUGCCAUGGCUUCCAGAACUUAUAUUUUCAAUAAAUGAUUUUAAGGUGUUGAAAAACAUCCUUACCAGCCACUCCAGUAGAAUUGGAAAGAAAAGCUGUGGGUUAACAGCAGAAGACAUUGAAGCUUAUCUUUAUGUAUUUUCCCAACCAGGAGCACUAACUGGUCCCAUUAAUCACUAUCGAAAUCUUUUCAGUUGUCUGCCACUGCAGCAUCAUGAAAUCACCAUGCCUACUCUAUUGGUAUGGGGAGAAAAAGAUCCUUUUAUGGAGGUUGAGAUGGCGGAAAUCACAAGGAUUUAUGUAAAAAAACAGUUUCGACUUACUGUUCUGUCUGAAGCCAGCCAUUGGCUCCAAGAAGAUCAGCCUGACAUUGUGAACAAGUUGAUAUGGACUUUUCUAAAAGAAGAGUCAAGAAAAAGAGAGUGACUCUUUUGACAGGACAAUUGAAAUGCUAAAAGAUCAAAGUUCAAUGUAAGCAGGGCCACGUUAACAGCAUAAUAUUAGAUUAAACUAUGCUAGAGAAGAUAUUUUCAAUGUACUGUAUAUAUUGAUGCCAAUAUUCUUACCAGGGUGGUGUAAGACUAUGUAACAUUAAUGUUGGUUUUACCUGUAUUGUGUAUUUUGCACAUGGAACACUUGCCUUAAAAUGUUUGUGCUUGUACAGUAAGGAACUCGUAGAAAGUUGCUUAGUUUUGGUUACUUGCUUUAAGAUGUGUGGUGCCUUUUAUGAAUUUAUAAUUAUCUCAGUGCAGGGGUAUCAGUUGUAAAAGAAAUAAUUAUUGGUAAAAUGUUCAAUUUUCAUUCUACUGGUUGGAAUUUUUUAAACUAUAUUUUUAUCAUUUAAAAUGUUAAUAGAUCUUUUGAUCUACAGUAUAUAUAAUUUUAGAAGUCUAAAAAUGUUUGGGCACACCAGAAAUCAAUCAGAUAUAACCAUAAAAAUGAUUGCUUCUUGUGCAGUGGUAUAAAUUUAAAAAAAAUUAAGAUGUGUGCACACGGUAUUUUAAAAACUAAAAUAGAAAAUGAAGAACCACAAUCAUGACUUGUAUAUUCUAUUCUCGUUCUAAUAAACUGCAACUGGCACUGUG
Crotalus tigris (Tiger rattlesnake) is the source of this 2337-nucleotide messenger RNA. It is a transcript of the gene EPHX4, whose product is annotated as epoxide hydrolase 4. The record is from RefSeq and is a predicted model, not a curated record. Lineage: Eukaryota; Metazoa; Chordata; Lepidosauria; Squamata; Viperidae. Gene Ontology annotation, molecular function: hydrolase activity. The transcript is spliced from 7 exons. Bases 623 to 1678 code for a protein of 351 amino acids.